Molecule: messenger RNA, 1401 nt
Organism: Orbilia oligospora ATCC 24927
Lineage: Eukaryota; Fungi; Ascomycota; Orbiliomycetes; Orbiliales; Orbiliaceae
Exons: 3
Coding region: 1-1401 (466 amino acids)
Biological process (GO): fungal-type cell wall (1->3)-beta-D-glucan biosynthetic process
Cellular component (GO): fungal-type cell wall; cytoplasm
Molecular function (GO): 1,3-beta-glucanosyltransferase activity
Source: RefSeq, a predicted model, not a curated record
AUGCUCUCGACAGCGCUCUUCCUCCUCGCCGGCUUGGCGCGGUUCACUCAGGCAGUGGAUCCAAUCGUUAUCAAAGAUGGCGGCUUCUUCGGUGGCGAUAAACAAUUCUUCAUGGUCGGUGUCGGGUACCAACCCGGUGGACCCGUUGAACUCGACAAGGGUAUCGAUCCCUUCUCUACUAUUUCCGACUGUCAGCGUGACGUCUACCUCCUCCAACAGCUAGGUAUUAAUACUAUCCGUACCUAUGCCGUCAACACUACCCUCAACCACGAUGAGUGUAUGUCGCUCUUCGCCGCCGCCGGUAUCUACGUCGUUCUCGAUGUCAAUGCUCCUGGCUGGAGGUACUCCAUUAAUCGUGAAGAGCCAUGGACAUCCUACCACGGGGGAUACAUGGCAAACGUUUUCUCUGUCAUGGAGCAAUUUUCGGCAUACCCAAACGUUCUUGGUUUCUUCUCUGGUAACGAACUUGCAAACGAGCCCAAGAACGCCAAUGCUACCGCUCCAUACAUGCGUGCUAUUCAGCGUGAUAUGAGACAAUACCAGAAGGCCCAGAAACUUCGCGAAGUCCCAAUCGGUUAUUCGACUGCCGAUGUUGUAGAAUUCCGUCAAGACCUUGGAUUUUAUCUCAGCUGUAUCGGAGAGGAUGAGGGCCACAGCGAUUUCUAUGGUAUCAACAGCUACGAGUGGUGUGGUGAUACUACCUUCCAGAGGAGUGGAUACGAAAAGUUGACCAACUUGAUGGAGGAAGUUCAAAUGCCCAACUUCUUCUCUGAGUACGGAUGUAACGAAGUUCUUCCUCGUACCUUCGGUGAUGCCAACGCCAUUUACUCUGCCGAUAUGAACCAUGUAUUCUCUGGCGGUAUUGUUUACGAAUAUAACCAGGAGGAGAACAACUACGGCCUCGUUGACGUCAACAUCAAGACUGGUAACGCAAAGAUCCUUCCUGACUACAACACCCUCCGCGAGGUCUACUCUAAAGUCGAACUGCCGACCGGUGAAACCGCCCGUAAAAUCAACCGACCAAAAUGCUCCACGGUCUUCCCAAAUAUCAAGGCAUUUGACGCUCGUGCCGCUAUCCCACAGCUGAAGGAGAUCAGCGCUUUGAUCAAGAAUGGUGUCAAGGUUACACCAGGCAAGCUCGUUGACGUCGAUUUGGAUCUUUCUAGCCACAAGUGGACUAUCACAGAUGUUGAGGGAAAUACUGUUCAAAACCCCACCAUCCAGCGAGUUAACACCUGGAACCAAGUCCCCAGCAAAUCCCAGACUACUGGAGGCAGCGAAAGCAAAGAGAGCAAGAAUGCCGCACCGGGAUUGAAGGUUGGUGGAAACGGAUUUGCAGUCUUGGCCAUGGCUGGAUUGACAACUCUCGGAUUCAUGGCUGGCGGACUUUUAGUUAUCUAA